Messenger RNA from Cooperia oncophora, 351 nucleotides. The record is from the annotation of a GenBank genome assembly. NCBI's taxonomy places the organism in Eukaryota, Metazoa, Nematoda, Chromadorea, Rhabditida, Trichostrongylidae.
UGUUUAGGUAAGAAGAAGAAAAAGCGGGUAAGAUUCAAUGAAGAUUGCGUGCAGAGCGAAUGUAGUGCGAAAGACAUAGAUAAGCUAUUUGAUGCAGCCGAGGAAAAGAUGGUCGAGAGUCUCAAAGAGGUUGCGAAGAAAAUUCGAGAGGAAGAGCAAGAAGAAUCGGCCACACCGAAAGAAGAGAAGAGAAAGAAAAAAUCGAGGAAAAACGAGGCAGAGCAAAAGAAAGAUGAAGCUGUUGAUAUUUCUCUAGAUCCUAAGAAUUUCCUCCAGGUUGAAACGACGAAUUUAUCAAAAGUAUCAGCCGAACUUAUGGACAAGAUGGAUGAAUUUGAUGAAGGUUAUUAA